AUGAAUACAUAUUUGAAGUUUACGUCAGUCCCUCCUCCAGCCAAAAAACACUUUUAAGUCUAACUUUAGUAAGUACAUACAAGUUCCUAAUACCAAAAUAUUCAAAUAAAUUCUAAUAAAUUUUUAACAAAUAUACCUCAACAUACAACAACAUAAAUUAUGCCUUAAGUUAUUUCAAAUAUCUAAAAUACUAAUUAGAGUUAGGCUAAUAGAGACAAUUUUAGGACGAUUUAAAAACAACCAAUUUGGGUUCAAGCAAAAUCUGAUUAAAAAUAAGUUUUUGUUGUUUCUAGAAAUUAGAAGUUGUAGGAAUCAAAAGGUAAUUCUAAGGUUCCAUUUUCAUAAAAUCAUUAUACUUAAAAAGUAAAUGAGAUUUUUCAAAAUUUUGGGGUUGGGUAAAAUAACAAUUAGAAUUAAAAUUCUCCGAAUAUAUAGAAUAAGAUAAAUUAAUAAAUAAAUACAGAUAGCUAAAUCAAAAAAUAAUAGAUAUAAUUUAACAAUUUUAACAAUAAUCUUGUAUCAAAAACUUUUAACAAUAAAUAAUAAGAAUAUUAGUUUAUUGAAUAAUAAUUGCCUAAAUUAAGUAGUCCAAAAAAAUAGGAAUAAUAGAUUGAAACUAAAAAAUAAUUUAAUUGUUAGUAACAGUAGAAAUAUCCAAAUAAUAAAAUUAAUGACCUCAAAGAAUAAAUAAAAAACAGAAUAAAAUCCCCAGUAAAGAUUUAGGGUGACCAUAAUGUCAAAAAAAUUGUCAUUGAAAAUCCAUAGAAUUAAUUAAGUUAAUUGGUUAAAAAAUAAAAAAAUGCUAUAAUAAAUCAUUAAUGUGAUGAAGAGAAAAAAUAAGUUGAUAUUUAAAAUUAAGCUAUAAAGAAAUAAGUAUUUAAAUAAUCAACUGAUUAAUUAAAAGAUUCAUAAAAUGCAAAUACUACAAAAAAAUAAGAAUUUUAAUCAUAAACUGAUUAAUUAGAUUCAUAAAAUGCAAAUACUAUAAAGAAAUAAGAAUUUUAAUAAUAAACUGAUUAAUUAAAAGAUUAAUAAAUUGCAAAUACUAUAAAGAAAUAAGUAUUUAAAUAAUCAACUGAUUAAUUAAAAGAUUCAUAAAAUGCAAAUACUACAAAAAAAUAAGAAUUUUAAUCAUAAACUGAUUAAUUAGAUUCAUAAAAUGCAAAUACUAUAAAGAAAUAAGAAUUUUAAUAAUAAACUGAUUAAUUAAAAGAUUAAUAAAUUGCAAAUACUAUAAAGAAAUAAGUAUUUAAAUAAUCAACUGAUUAAUUAAAAGAUUCAUAAAAUGCAAAUACUACAAAAAAAUAAGAAUUUUAAUCAUAAACUGAUUAAUUAGAUUCAUAAAAUGCAAAUACUAUAAAGAAAUAAGAAUUUUAAUAAUAAACUGAUUAAUUAAAAGAUUAAUAAAUUGCAAAUACUAUAAAGAAAUAAGUAUUUAAAUAAUCAACUGAUUAAUUAAAAGAUUCAUAAAAUGCAAAUACUACAAAAAAAUAAGAAUUUUAAUCAUAAACUGAUUAAUUAGAUUCAUAAAAUGCAAAUACUAUAAAGAAAUAAGAAUUUUAAUAAUAAACUGAUUAAUUAAAAGAUUAAUAAAUUGCAAAUACUAUAAAGAAAUAAGUAUUUAAAUAAUCAACUGAUUAAUUAAAAGAUUCAUAAAAUGCAAAUACUACAAAAAAAUAAGAAUUUUAAUCAUAAACUGAUUAAUUAGAUUCAUAAAAUGCAAAUACUAUAAAGAAAUAAGAAUUUUAAUAAUAAACUGAUUAAUUAAAAGAUUAAUAAAUUGCAAAUACUAUAAAGAAAUAAGUAUUUAAAUAAUCAACUGAUUAAUUAAAAGAUUCAUAAAAUGCAAAUACUACAAAAAAAUAAGAAUUUUAAUCAUAAACUGAUUAAUUAGAUUCAUAAAAUGCAAAUACUAUAAAGAAAUAAGAAUUUUAAUAAUAAACUGAUUAAUUAAAAGAUUAAUAAAUUGCAAAUACUAUAAAGAAAUAAGUAUUUAAAUAAUCAACUGAUUAAUUAAAAGAUUCAUAAAAUGCAAAUACUACAAAAAAAUAAGAAUUUUAAUCAUAAACUGAUUAAUUAGAUUCAUAAAAUGCAAAUACUAUAAAGAAAUAAGAAUUUUAAUAAUAAACUGAUUAAUUAAAAGAUUAAUAAAUUGCAAAUACUAUAAAGAAAUAAGUAUUUAAAUAAUCAACUGAUUAAUUAAAAGAUUCAUAAAAUGCAAAUACUACAAAAAAAUAAGAAUUUUAAUCAUAAACUGAUUAAUUAGAUUCAUAAAAUGCAAAUACUAUAAAGAAAUAAGAAUUUUAAUAAUAAACUGAUUAAUUAAAAGAUUAAUAAAUUGCAAAUACUAUAAAGAAAUAAGUAUUUAAAUAAUCAACUGAUUAAUUAAAAGAUUCAUAAAAUGCAAAUACUACAAAAAAAUAAGAAUUUUAAUCAUAAACUGAUUAAUUAGAUUCAUAAAAUGCAAAUACUAUAAAGAAAUAAGAAUUUUAAUAAUAAACUGAUUAAUUAAAAGAUUAAUAAAUUGCAAAUACUAUAAAGAAAUAAGUAUUUAAAUAAUCAACUGAUUAAUUAAAAGAUUCAUAAAAUGCAAAUACUACAAANUAUUUAAAUAAUAAACUGAUUAAUUAAAUGAUUCAUAAAAUGCAAAUACUAUAACUCAAUAGGAAUAUUGUGCAUCUACAACAGAAAUUUCCUAGAGUGAAGAAUGUAAAACACAAGAUAAAUUAAAUAAUGACGGAGAAGAAUAAUAAAAUACGAAUGAUAUUCCUAUAUAAAUUGAUUUAUAAAUACAGUAGAUAAACUAUUAGGCCAUAUCAGACUAAAAUGAAAAAGAACCUUAAGAAGAUCCACCAAAAAUAAUUUAAUAAAAUUUUGAUAAAUCUACGCUAGUGGAAAUUAAAACAGAUCAAGAAGAUAACUCCAAACCUUUAGAUAUAAAUAAAUAAAUAUAACCUCCUUUACCAUUAAAUCCAGAUAAACUAGAUGAAGGUCAAAAUUAAUUAGAGGUCCCUUAUUCAGCAAAAUUUUCCAAUACAUUACCCCCUUUUGGUCCUAUUAAUCCAAGACCAAGAUUAUAACCUCCAAAACCAUAACCAAAAUAAAAAUCUAAGUUACCUAUCACCGAUUAGCAAUUAUAAAACAAUUGCAAUUAAUAUCCAAUUGCAUUAUUUUUAGGUAGCGCAGGAGUUGGUAAAACAUCAAUAAUAAAAACUAUAUUUUAAGGUUAUAUUAGUAAUUUUAAAGAAUUUUAAUUAUAUUCAGCAAGAAUUGAUGAUUCUUUAAUUUAUAAUUUUGUAGAUACAAAAGGAUUUGAUUUUGAAUCAAAUAUAGAUGAAAGAGAAUAAUAAAUACAACUCUAUUAAUCUAUAUUUUAUAAAUAUCCAAACUAAGUAGGAUCUCUUUUUGUAGUUGUUAAUUUUGAAAGAACUGAUCUAAUGAAAAAAAAGAUUUUAUCAAUAUAUAAGUUCUUCAGAAAAUUUUCCACUAUUAUAAGCAUUAUUGUUACAGAAAUGUAAUUAAGUGAUGAUUAAAAUUAAACUGAAAACGAGUUGAAAAAAAAUUUUUCAUAUUUCAAACCUUAAAAUAUUAUAUUUGUAAGACGAGAUACACAAAGAGAUGAAUUAUUAAGUAAAUUGAAUGAAAAAUCUUUAAAUUAAAUUACAGAUGAUUAUGAAUUCGAUGUUAUAGAUACAAUUUUUGAAAAAGAAGAUGAAGAAGAAAUGAAAAAGCUAUAAAAUUAACUAAUGUAAAGAUUUAAAUGA
This is a messenger RNA of Paramecium sonneborni, 3764 nucleotides long. The record is from the annotation of a GenBank genome assembly. NCBI's taxonomy places the organism in Eukaryota, Ciliophora, Oligohymenophorea, Peniculida, Parameciidae.